Molecule: messenger RNA, 2439 nt
Organism: Rhizoctonia solani
Lineage: Eukaryota; Fungi; Basidiomycota; Agaricomycetes; Cantharellales; Ceratobasidiaceae
Product: CHAT domain protein
Exons: 5
Coding region: 1-2439 (812 amino acids)
Molecular function (GO): protein binding
Source: RefSeq, a predicted model, not a curated record
AUGGAAGAUAGUUUAAAGGAAAUUGAAGAAGAUAUUCAAUACCUCCUUCACGCGCUCACAUCGAUCGAGGAUGACGAUUCUGAUUCCAGCUUGUCCUUACUUGCGGCUCUAGGAAGUUCCCACGAGCUGCGAUUUGAUCUUCUUGGCACACUGGAAGAUCUCCAGGAAGCAAUUGAAUUUCGAUCCAAGGCACUCGCUCUCACUCCGGAGGAUGAUCCAGAAUUAUCAUAUCUAUUAGCUGCUCAAGGUGUUUCUCUUACUAAAAGGUUCGAAUCUCAGGAAACCAAAGAGUCUGAACAUUUCGAUCAUGCAAUAAAAUAUGGCUGUAUUUCAAUCCUGCUAAUUCCGAAUAGUCAUUCCAAAAAUCUGCUCGAUAUCGUAAAUUCAGGAAGCAAAUACAGGUAUAUGUUACGAGAUCAUGGAGAACCCGAGGACCUGAAGGUGGCGAUCGAAUACCAACGCCAUGCACUCAAUUUGGCUCCUGAUGAUCAUGAAAUAGAGGCAAAAUGGCUUUCUAAUAUAGGAAUAACCUACAAGGACCUUUAUAGGCGUCUAGGUGGAAUAGAGGAUCUCGAGAAGUCCAUCGAAUGCGAGACUCGUGCUCUAGCCUUAACUCCUGAUAUCGACCUGAACCUGUUCUUGAGAUUGGCCAAUGUAGGAAUAUCUCAUAGCUGCCGGUAUGUACGGCUUGGUAAUCUGGCGGACUUAGAAAACGCGAAGGAAUAUUAUUCCAAAGCAUUGACCUUGGCUCGCGAUGAUCAUCCGCACUAUCCCAUAACGCUUGCAAAUCUAGGGCUAGUACACAAGAGCCUAUUUGAGUGUCAAGGACGGUUGGAAAAUCUAGAUGAAGCCAUCAAACUCCAGACUCAGGCACUCGGUAUAAUCCCUGACGGACAUCCGAAUAUACCUUUGCAGCAUUACGCCUUGUUAAACACUUUCCUACUUCGAAAUCCAGGUCCAUUCAACUACUCAGAUUAUCGGCUAGCUGCCCAGGCGUUGGCGCAGGCGCCUCGUGCUAGGUUUCGGCAUACUUUGCGGCUGUUGAACUUCUACCUCAAUUUGCGGGCACCAGAAGCAGCCUCGGUUGCCAUUGGAUAUUCAAAAUACGCACUGGCAUUGGAAUGGUUGGAGCAAGCGCGAUGUGUAGUAUGGAACCAGAACUUCGCGCUUCGUGCGCCUAUUGAUGAACUGAAAUCUACAUACCCGGAUGUAGCUUCAAAACUUCAAGACAUUUCCUCACGGCUACAUGCAGCCAAUUUCCAAGAAUCCGAGUCCCAAACUGGGGCUUCUGUACUGGAUAUGCCUCAUGAUCAGAUUUCCCAGGAGCACCGCCGCCUAGGUAUAGAGUAUAACAAGCUAGUUACACAAAUACGUAUGCUUCCGGGAUUCUCCGACUUUCUCCGACCAACCAAGGUGCAGGAGCUUGUUCGUGCUGCUCGGCACGGGCCAAUUGUUGUCCUUAACUGCCACAAUGAUCAGAGCGACGCACUACAAAGCUCGAAAAACCCGCUGCGAAAUGGAAAAGUCACUCCGGAGCAAAGAGAGAGGACGCCAACCAAUAAAACGACGGCCAAUUGUGCCAGAAGGGGAAGAAGACUUCGAAUGGGUAUUGACCACUCUUGGUAUGAUAUUGUCAGGCCAAUACUUCAAUUCCUAGGAUAUAUGGGAAAUAUUCCACAUAUAACCUGGUGCCCUACCGGAAUAUUGUCAUCUCUACCUUUUCACGCAGCAGGAGACUAUAAUCGGAAUCGAGAGAAAGUUUUCGAUUACGUUGUAUCCUCCUAUACGCCCACGGUCACUUCGCUUCUUGCCUAUAAUCCAAAAUCUUUGGGCAGUGAUAGUGGUGUGCUUGCUAUUGGACAGGGUGAUACACCAGGUCAUAGCCCUUUGCCUGGAACUAUUGAAGAACUUGCUUCAAUCAAAGCUCACACCCAAGGCAAAGUCAAGUACUCUCAAUUUGUGGGCGACCAAGCUACAAUAGGGGCAGUUCUUGAUGCAAUGGAACAGCACGACUGGGUCCACUUGGCCUGUCAUGCUCACCAAAACAUCCGAGACCCCCUUUGGAGUGGAUUUUUUUUGCACGAUGGCACAUUAGACUUAUCGUCGAUCAACAAAAGAUUGUUCAAAAAUAAAGGACUUGCAUUCCUCUCAGCUUGCCAGACAGCAACGGGAGAUGAGGAAGUCCCAGAUGAAGCGGUACAUCUUGCAUCGGGCUUAUUAAUGGCCGGAUAUUCCAGUGUAAUUGCAACACUGUGGUCCAUUGUUGAUGAUGAUGCGCCGUUUGUAGCUGACAGGGUGUAUAAUGAACUAAUGGAAGGCGGGACGCUCGGAAAUGGAAAAGCAGGAAAAGCGUUACAUAGCGCAGUUGCGGCCCUACGCACGGAGGUAGGAGAGAGGGAAUUUGGACGAUGGGUGCCUUACAUCCAUCUAGGAUUAUGA